AUGGGAAUCAAAAUAUAUGCCAAGUGUCAAGAUACCAUUACCAUGUCAUUGCAUAAAAGGAGGUCUAAUACCCCGUCAAAGGACCCGGAGAUACUCAGUGACAAAUUAAUAGAACAAGAUGAAGAUAUACAUUUAAGAAAAUCCUUCUCGUUAUGGUCAAUUCUAGGUGUUGGAUUCGGUUUAACCAACUCUUGGUUCGGUAUUUCCGCAUCCAUGAUCACAGGUAUCACUUCUGGUGGCCCCAUGAUGAUUGUAUACGGUAUCAUCAUCAUCGCUUUGAUUUCAAUUUGUAUAGGUGUCUCACUAGGUGAAUUGUCUUCUGCCUAUCCUCAUGCAGGUGGUCAGUUCCAUUGGACUCUUCAAUUAGCUAGCCCAAAACAUAAGAGAUUUGCCGCUUACAUGUGUGGAUCAUUUGCAUACGCUGGCUCUGUUUUCACCAGUGCCUCAACAACUCUCUCGGUAGCUACUCUAUUGGUAGGAAUGUAUUCUUUAACUCAUGAGAAUUUCAUACCAAAGAGAUGGCAUGUCUUCGUCUGUUUCGAACUAGUACAUCUGUUUCUAAUGUUAUUCAAUUGUUACGGUAAAUCCUUACCCCUCAUCUCUUCGUCGUCACUUUACAUAUCACUUUUUUCAUUUUUCACCAUCACUAUAACAGUUCUAGCAUGUUCAAGUGGUAAGUUCAAUGAUUCAAAAUUCGUCUUUGCAACUUUCUAUAAUGAAACGGGUUGGAAAAGUAGUGCAAUUGCAUUCAUUGUAGGGCUAAUUAAUCCUGCUUGGUCAUUUUCAUGUCUAGAUUGUGCCACUCAUAUGGCUUUCGAAGUGGAAAAACCAGAAAGAGUUAUCCCCAUGGCAAUCAUGGGCACAAUUGCGAUCGGUUUCCUCACUUCUUUUGCAUAUGUUAUAUCGAUGUUUUUCUCCAUUCGUAAUAUUCAAGAUGUUUUAAACUCAAAUAGCGGGGCACCAAUCUUAGAAAUUUAUAAUCAAGCCCUUGGAAAUAAAGCUGGCGCGGUCAUCCUAGGAUGUUUAGUUCUGUUCACAUCUUUCGGUUGUGUCAUUGCCUGUCACACUUGGCAAGCAAGGCUUUGUUGGUCUUUUGCAAGAGAUAAAGGUCUACCAUAUUCACGAUUCUGGUCACAGGUUAAUCCAACUUUCGGCGUCCCAUUACACGCUCAUCUCAUGUCAUGCACUUUGAUCUCCAUUAUUGGUCUUCUAUAUCUAGCGUCCUCAACUGCUUUCAACUCUCUGAUCACUGCUUGUAUUGCCUUUUUAUUACUGUCAUACUCAAUACCCGUUAUCUGCUUACUUCUACGGAAAAGAGACAUGAAUCGUGGUCCAUUUUGGCUUGGAAAAUUUGGUCUUUUCAGCAAUAUCGUACUUCUAGCUUGGACCGUGUUUUCACUAGUCUUUUUCUCUUUCCCUUCUCAAAUACCCGUCAAUAGAAAUAAUAUGAACUAUGUCUCGGUAGUCAUUGCCGGUUAUACCUUCUUCUCAGUUUCUUACUGGUUCGUCAAAGGUAAAAAUGAGUUCUAUCUAGAUGACAACAUCAUCUCCUCCUCCUCUGAAGAAGAAGCUGAUAUAGUCACCCGAGAAGAUGUUAUCCUUAUUGAAGACAAAUGA
Kazachstania africana CBS 2517 is the source of this 1617-nucleotide messenger RNA. RefSeq names its product Hnm1p (gene HNM1). Gene Ontology annotation, molecular function: transmembrane transporter activity. The transcript has a single exon. Gene Ontology annotation, cellular component: membrane. Lineage: Eukaryota; Fungi; Ascomycota; Saccharomycetes; Saccharomycetales; Saccharomycetaceae. The record is from RefSeq and is a predicted model, not a curated record. Bases 1 to 1617 code for a protein of 538 amino acids. Gene Ontology annotation, biological process: amino acid transport; transmembrane transport.